UGUAACAAUAAACACUCGCGAGUGAGUGUCAAAAGUGGAUUAUCUCUCUGGAGGAUAAAAACUGCUCGAAAAUAAUUAAUUGACACUUUCAAUCAUUAGUUAUUUCAGUCCACUGCUUGGAGGGUUGAAUCAUCGAGUGGGGGUUUUCUUUUGUUGAAAAAUACCGCGAUGAGGGAGUGAUUCGAUCGACCAUUGUUACCUAGUUGAAGUGUUUAUUUUGGAAUCUACGGAAUUUGUCGUUGUUAAUAAUCGAGACUCAGUGACAAUUCGCGUGAAAUGCCGGAACAGACACCAGCGGAUCAGUACUCUACGUGGGUGGGACUUAUUUACGUGUUCAAUCUGAUUGUUGGCACUGGGGCAUUGACACUGCCAGCAGCUUUCAAUCGAGCAGGAUGGGCUCUCGGACUCUGCGUUAUUCUGAUUCUAGCGUUUAUCAGUUUUGUAACUGUAACGUUCGUCAUCGAGACGAUGGCAUCGGCUAACGCCAUUCUUACUUGGCAGAGGAUACAAGACAGAAAAAAAUUUUCUGGUGAGUCUGGUCUCUCCAAUUCCGACUCUGAAGACACUCCCCUGGUCUCCCCUGUGACCAACUCCCCAGAACGUACAAACACAUGCUACAGAUACUACAUGAUCAACGAGAGGAUAGAAAUGGGGGAAAUGGCAUCCCUAUUCUUCAACAAAGUGGGCACCACUCUGUUUUACAUUUGUCUGGCUGUUUAUUUGUACGGAGAUCUGAGCAUUUAUGGAGCUGCCAUUGGAAAAUCAAUGGCAGACGUGGCCUGCACGUAUCAGCCUCUGAAUUUUACGUGCAAUAACACUAUUCCUGACGACGUCGCCUGCUGGGAGGGCUCCAGCGUCAAUCGACUGGACGCCUACAGGAUCUUUCUGACCACGUUUAUCAUGGUUCUGGGCCCAUUCGUCUUCUUCAAUGUCCAGAAGACGAAGUAUCUUCAGGUCAUAACGUCGAUGAUGCGAUGGAUGGCCUUUGGCAUCAUGAUUGCGUAUGCUGCCAGAACUCUAAUUGUUUCUGGACCGCAAAAUUCACCUCCAGCUGCUAAUGUACUAGGCAUUCCUGGGCUCUUUGGAGCCUGCGUCUACUCCUUCAUGUGCCACCACUCCCUCCCAGCGCUGGUCGCCCCAAUCUCCAACAAAUCCACCCUAAAACGUUCCCUCUUCCUCGACUACGUUCUCAUCGCCGCCUUCUACCUUCUCCUGGCAUUGACCGGUGCAUUCGCCUUCGCUCACAUAGACGACCUCUACACCCUGGACUUCGGCCCCCGUGGGGCUGGAGACUGCACCACCAGCACCAACAUGUUCCUGAUAAUGACGGAGUACUUCCUAGCGCUCUUUCCAGUCUUCACACUGUCCACGAGCUUCCCGAUAAUAGCCAUCACUCUGAGAAAUAACCUGCAGUCGUUGUUCCUCAAUAAAGACAAUACUUACAAUUUUUGCUUGAGGAAAAUGACGUUCCCCAUUCUGGCUGUUGUCCCACCUUAUGCCAUCGCAAUGACAACCAAAGACUUGUCGAUAUUGGUGGGCAUCACUGGGUCGUAUGCUGGUGCUGGCAUUCAGUAUCUCAUACCUGCGUUCCUCGUUUAUUAUGCGAGAAAAAAAACUAAUGAUGUCAUUGGACUUGGGGUGACCAACAAAUUCGCCAGCCCUUUCUUCAGCCACUACUGGCUCACUUUCGUUGUCCUCUGGGCUUUUGCCUGCAUGAUCAUUGUCACUGUUAAUGUCUACGAAAUUCAUUCGGUUUCAUGACAUAGAAGUAUUAUGUCACAUUUUUUAUAAAAUAUUUUCAUGCUUCGUUAUUAUUCUUUUACUCGUUUUGGAGCGAGGAAACUUACUCGAGAAAUUGGUAGGCUCUGAUUUUUUUCAUGCAACUGACUCUGUUGAGAUUUUUUGACGGAAUUCCGUUUUUUUUGUUUGAAAAUUGAGCAAAAACCCGGAAGUUUGAGCUCAGCAUUUUUUUGGGAAUAUUCUCAAGAGAGUGUGGUGGGUAGGAAGAUGAGGGUUUAUUAGUUUUAUCAAUUAUUUUGGUGAUGUUAUUCUCUGAGGAAAUGUACGGCGAAAUUCAAUGAAAAAAAACUAAUAAAUUUUGAUUUUUUUGCGCGACUUAAUUUUUUGAGGUAUUCCCUUGAGAUAUUGUGAGUUAUUUUGCUGUAGUUUUGUUUGAUUAGGUGAAAAAAUUCAAGCAAAAAACUCAGAGAAUUCCAGCUGAGCGGCUUUUAUAAAAAAAUCUUGACAGAAUAAGAAGUAUAAAAAGAUGAAAAUCUAUAAAUUUUUUACAUAAAAUAUUUUCUAAUCAACAUUUCUAUUCUGACAAAUGCAUGGGGAAGCGUCAGAGUUUUUCAGUAGAAAUCCAGUGAAUUUCAUGAAAUAUAAGUGUUAUGUCACAUUUUUAUAAGAUAUUUUGCUGACAUUACUCUGAUUACCCUUGUUUUCUCUAUUUUAUAUUGAGAAAUGUAAUAUCUAGGAACGGAUAAACUUUCGCAGGAUUUGAAUGUCCUCUGUGUGUGACAAUAGAGACACUAAGUACUGAAUUGAGAAGUUAAUUGAUAAACAGAUGUAAAUAUCAGUGAAAGUAAACAUUGAUUUUCUGUCGUGUUUGCUAGACAAUAUCGAUUACUACGAUUUCAUUCUUCUCGUGAUGAAAGUCUGAUCGCACAGAUUGAUUUAGUGUAGUUGGAUUUAUUAUUUAUAGGUAAUUGGGUGAUUGCAGUCCAGUUCUCGUUGAAUAAAAUGAUAAGAUACCAACAUUUCGUGUAAACACCCAAUUGCAAUUGCAUCUGCGACAUGUAUAAUGUUUAUUUUGAAAGUCUGAGGAACCGUGUGUGAAAAAAAUUUAAUAGAAAAGCCUAGGAAAUUUGUUGGAGACUUUGAUCGGAUUUUUCUCUACAAUUUUUAUUUGAGUUUUCAAUACAAUGUAUUGUUCUGAAUAGCCCGUCGCUUAAAUAGUUGGAAUCAACGUUCACCCGGCUAAAAAAUUCGAUUUUGGCGAAAA
Molecule: messenger RNA, 3004 nt
Organism: Diachasma alloeum
Lineage: Eukaryota; Metazoa; Arthropoda; Insecta; Hymenoptera; Braconidae
Product: transmembrane protein 104 homolog
Exons: 5
Coding region: 277-1761 (494 amino acids)
Source: RefSeq, a predicted model, not a curated record